AGGGAGCCAAGCCGCGCGAAAGCUACUGAGUGUUGGAUGGGGGUAGGAAGGGGCCGGAGCGGGAUUUCCACUGUGCAGCCCGCCAGGGCGUUACGGCGGGCAUAAUGGAAUUGCAGAGGACUUCUAGCAUCUCUGGGCCGCUGUCGCCUGCGUACACGGGGCAGGUGCCUUACAACUACAACCAGCUGGAAGGGAGAUUCAAACAGCUCCAAGAUGAGCGUGAAGCCGUGCAAAAGAAGACCUUCACCAAGUGGGUCAACUCUCACCUUGCCCGAGUGUCCUGCCGGAUCACAGACCUGUACACUGACCUUCGAGAUGGACGGAUGCUCAUCAAGUUGCUGGAGGUCCUCUCUGGAGAGAGACUGCCUAAACCCACCAAAGGACGAAUGCGCAUCCACUGUUUGGAGAAUGUGGACAAGGCCCUUCAGUUCCUGAAGGAGCAGAGAGUCCAUCUUGAGAACAUGGGGUCCCAUGACAUUGUGGAUGGGAAUCACCGACUAACACUUGGCCUCAUCUGGACCAUCAUCCUUCGCUUCCAGAUCCAGGACAUCAGUGUGGAAACAGAAGAUAACAAAGAGAAGAAGUCUGCCAAGGAUGCCUUGCUGCUGUGGUGCCAGAUGAAAACAGCUGGGUACCCCAAUGUCAACAUUCACAAUUUCACCACUAGCUGGAGAGAUGGCAUGGCCUUCAAUGCACUGAUACACAAACACCGUCCUGAUCUGAUAGAUUUUGAUAAACUGAAGAAAUCCAAUGCACACUACAAUCUGCAGAAUGCAUUUAACCUGGCAGAGCAACAUCUUGGCCUCACUAAACUGCUGGACCCUGAAGAUAUCAGUGUGGACCACCCUGAUGAGAAAUCCAUUAUCACUUAUGUGGUAACUUAUUACCACUACUUCUCUAAGAUGAAGGCCUUGGCUGUUGAAGGAAAACGAAUUGGAAAGGUGCUUGACAAUGCUAUUGAAACAGAAAAAAUGAUUGAAAAAUAUGAAUCACUUGCCUCAGACCUUCUGGAGUGGAUUGAGCAAACCAUCAUUAUUCUGAACAAUCGCAAAUUUGCCAAUUCACUGGUUGGGGUUCAACAACAGCUUCAGGCAUUCAACACUUACCGCACCGUGGAGAAACCACCCAAAUUUACUGAGAAGGGGAACUUGGAAGUGCUGCUUUUCACUAUUCAGAGCAAGAUGCGGGCCAACAAUCAGAAGGUCUACAUGCCCCGAGAGGGGAAGCUCAUCUCUGAUAUUAAUAAGGCCUGGGAAAGACUGGAAAAAGCGGAACAUGAAAGAGAACUGGCACUGCGCAAUGAGCUCAUAAGACAGGAGAAACUGGAACAGCUAGCCCGCAGAUUUGACCGCAAGGCAGCUAUGAGGGAGACUUGGCUGAGCGAAAACCAGCGUCUGGUGUCUCAGGACAACUUUGGAUUUGACCUUCCUGCCGUUGAGGCUGCCACAAAAAAGCACGAGGCAAUUGAGACAGACAUUGCUGCAUAUGAGGAGCGUGUGCAGGCUGUGGUGGCUGUGGCCAGGGAGCUCGAGGCAGAGAACUACCAUGAUAUCAAGCGCAUCACAGCAAGGAAGGACAAUGUCAUCCGGCUCUGGGAAUACCUGCUAGAACUGCUCAAGGCUCGGAGACAGCGUCUUGAGAUGAACCUGGGGCUACAGAAGAUAUUCCAGGAAAUGCUCUACAUUAUGGACUGGAUGGAUGAGAUGAAGGUGCUAUUAUUGUCUCAAGACUAUGGCAAACACUUGCUUGGUGUGGAAGACCUGUUACAGAAACAUGCUCUAGUUGAAGCUGACAUUGGAAUCCAGGCAGAGCGUGUGAGAGGCGUCAAUGCCUCCGCCCAGAAGUUUGCAACAGAUGGGGAAGGCUACAAGCCCUGUGACCCCCAGGUGAUCCGAGACCGUGUGGCCCACAUGGAAUUCUGCUAUCAAGAGCUUUGCCAGCUGGCGGCUGAGCGUCGGGCCCGUCUCGAAGAGUCCCGUCGCCUCUGGAAGUUCUUCUGGGAAAUGGCAGAAGAAGAAGGCUGGAUACGAGAAAAGGAGAAGAUUCUGUCGUCUGACGAUUACGGGAAGGACCUUACCAGUGUCAUGCGCCUGCUCAGCAAGCACCGGGCGUUUGAGGAUGAGAUGAGUGGCCGUAGUGGCCACUUUGAGCAGGCUAUCAAGGAAGGUGAAGACAUGAUCACAGAGGAGCACUUUGGAUCAGAAAAGAUCCGUGAAAGGAUCACUUACAUUCGGGAGCAGUGGGCCAACCUGGAACAGCUCUCAGCCAUUCGGAAGAAGCGCCUGGAAGAGGCCUCGCUGCUGCACCAGUUCCAGGCAGAUGCUGAUGACAUCGAUGCCUGGAUGCUGGACAUCCUCAAGAUUGUCUCCAGCAGCGACGUGGGCCAUGAUGAAUACUCCACACAGUCUUUGGUCAAAAAACACAAGGAUGUGGCAGAAGAGAUCACCAAUUACAGGCCCACCAUCGACUCGCUGCACGAGCAAGCCAGUGCCCUCCCACAGGAGCAUGCUGAAUCUCCAGAUGUGAGGGGCAGGCUGUCAGGCAUUGAGGAGCGGUACAAGGAGGUGGCAGAGCUGACAAGAUUGAGGAAGCAGGCACUGCAAGAUACCCUGGCCCUGUACAAGAUGUUCAGCGAGGCUGACGCCUGUGAGCUCUGGAUUGAUGAGAAGGAGCAGUGGCUCAACAACAUGCAGAUCCCAGAGAAGCUGGAAGACCUGGAGGUCAUCCAACACAGAUUUGAGAGCCUAGAACCAGAAAUGAACAACCAGGCCUCCCGGGUUGCCGUGGUGAACCAGAUUGCUCGCCAGCUGAUGCACAGUGGCCACCCCAGUGAGAAGGAGAUCAAAGCCCAGCAGGACAAGCUCAACACAAGGUGGAGUCAGUUCAGAGAACUAGUGGAUAGGAAGAAGGAUGCUCUUCUCUCUGCCCUAAGCAUCCAGAACUACCACCUUGAGUGCAAUGAAACCAAAUCCUGGAUUCGGGAAAAGACCAAAGUUAUUGAGUCUACCCAGGACCUGGGCAACGACCUGGCUGGCGUCAUGGCCUUGCAGCGCAAGCUGACUGGCAUGGAGCGGGAUCUGGUAGCCAUUGAGGCAAAGCUGAGCGACCUACAGAAGGAAGCAGAGAAGCUAGAGUCCGAGCACCCUGACCAGGCUCAGGCCAUCCUGUCCCGGCUGGCUGAGAUCAGCGACGUGUGGGAGGAGAUGAAGACCACCCUGAAGAACAGAGAGGCCUCCCUGGGAGAAGCUAGUAAGCUGCAACAGUUUCUGCGGGACUUGGACGACUUCCAGUCCUGGCUCUCCAGGACACAGACAGCCAUUGCCUCGGAGGACAUGCCCAACACCCUGACAGAGGCAGAGAAACUUCUCACGCAGCAUGAAAACAUCAAAAAUGAAAUUGACAACUACGAAGAGGACUACCAGAAGAUGAGGGACAUGGGUGAGAUGGUCACCCAGGGCCAGACGGAUGCCCAGUACAUGUUUCUCCGGCAGCGGCUACAGGCCUUGGACACUGGAUGGAAUGAGCUCCACAAAAUGUGGGAGAACAGGCAGAAUCUCCUCUCUCAGUCACAUGCCUAUCAGCAGUUCCUUAGGGACACGAAGCAAGCUGAAGCCUUUCUUAACAACCAGGAGUAUGUUUUAGCUCAUACUGAAAUGCCCACCACCCUGGAAGGUGCUGAAGCAGCUAUUAAAAAACAAGAGGACUUCAUGACCACCAUGGAUGCCAAUGAGGAGAAGAUCAAUGCUGUUGUGGAGACGGGCCGGAGGCUGGUGAGCGAUGGGAACAUCAACUCAGAUCGCAUCCAGGAGAAAGUGGACUCUAUUGAUGACAGACAUAGGAAGAAUCGUGAGGCAGCCAGUGAACUCCUGAUGAGAUUAAAGGACAACAGGGAUCUUCAGAAAUUCCUGCAAGAUUGUCAAGAGCUGUCCCUCUGGAUCAAUGAAAAGAUGCUUACAGCCCAGGACAUGUCCUAUGAUGAAGCCAGGAAUCUGCACAGUAAAUGGCUAAAACAUCAAGCCUUCAUGGCAGAACUUGCAUCCAACAAAGAAUGGCUUGACAAGAUUGAGAAGGAAGGAAUGCAGCUCAUAUCAGAAAAGCCUGAGACUGAAGCUGUGGUGAAGGAGAAACUCACUGGUUUACAUAAAAUGUGGGAAGUCCUUGAAUCCACCACUCAGACCAAGGCCCAGCGGCUCUUUGAUGCAAACAAGGCUGAACUUUUCACCCAGAGCUGUGCAGAUCUAGAUAAAUGGCUUCAUGGCCUGGAGAGUCAGAUUCAAUCUGAUGACUAUGGCAAAGACCUUACCAGCGUCAAUAUCCUGCUGAAAAAACAACAGAUGCUGGAAAAUCAGAUGGAGGUGCGGAAGAAGGAGAUUGAGGAGCUCCAGAGCCAAGCCCAGGCAUUGAGUCAGGAGGGGAAAAGCACCGAUGAGGUGGACAGCAAGCGUCUCACUGUACAGACCAAGUUUAUGGAGCUGCUGGAACCCUUGAACGAAAGGAAGCAUAACCUGCUGGCCUCCAAAGAGAUCCAUCAGUUCAACCGGGAUGUGGAGGAUGAGAUCUUGUGGGUUGGCGAGAGGAUGCCUUUGGCAACUUCCACAGAUCAUGGCCACAACCUCCAGACUGUGCAGCUGUUAAUAAAGAAAAAUCAGACCCUCCAGAAAGAAAUCCAGGGGCACCAGCCUCGAAUCGAUGACAUCUUUGAGAGGAGCCAAAACAUAGUCACCGACAGCAGCAGCCUCAAUGCUGAGGCCAUCAGACAGAGGCUCGCUGACCUAAAGCAGCUAUGGGGCCAACUUAUUGAGGAGACAGAGAAACGCCACAGGCGGCUGGAGGAAGCGCACAAGGCGCAGCAGUAUUACUUUGAUGCAGCUGAGGCUGAGGCAUGGAUGAGCGAGCAGGAGCUGUACAUGAUGUCUGAGGAAAAGGCCAAGGAUGAGCAGAGUGCUGUCUCCAUGUUGAAGAAACACCAAAUCUUGGAACAAGCUGUGGAGGACUAUGCAGAGACAGUACACCAGCUCUCCAAGACCAGUCGGGCCCUAGUGGCCGACAGCCACCCUGAAAGUGAGCGCAUUAGCAUGCGGCAGUCCAAAGUGGAUAAGCUGUAUGCUGGCCUUAAGGACCUGGCAGAGGAGAGGAGAGGCAAGCUGGACGAAAGGCACAGGUUGUUCCAGCUCAACCGGGAGGUAGAUGACCUGGAACAGUGGAUCGCCGAAAGGGAGGUGGUCGCAGGGUCCCAUGAGCUGGGACAAGACUAUGAGCAUGUCACAAUGUUGCAAGAACGAUUCCGGGAAUUUGCUCGAGACACUGGGAACAUUGGGCAGGAGCGUGUGGACACGGUCAAUCACAUGGCUGAUGAACUCAUCAACUCUGGACAUUCAGAUGCUGCCACCAUUGCUGAGUGGAAGGACGGCCUCAAUGAAGCCUGGGCUGACCUCCUGGAGCUCAUUGAUACGAGGACACAGAUUCUUGCUGCCUCCUAUGAACUGCAUAAGUUUUACCAUGAUGCCAAGGAAAUCUUUGGGCGCAUCCAGGAUAAACAUAAGAAACUCCCUGAGGAGCUUGGGAGAGAUCAGAACACUGUGGAGACCUUGCAGAGAAUGCACACCACCUUUGAACAUGACAUCCAGGCUCUGGGCACUCAGGUGAGGCAGCUGCAAGAGGAUGCAGCCCGCCUCCAGGCAGCUUAUGCAGGGGACAAGGCCGAUGACAUCCAGAAGCGUGAGAAUGAGGUCCUGGAAGCCUGGAAGUCCCUUCUGGAUGCCUGUGAGGGCCGCAGGGUACGCCUGGUGGACACAGGGGACAAAUUCCGCUUUUUCAGCAUGGUGCGUGACCUUAUGCUCUGGAUGGAGGAUGUCAUCCGGCAGAUCGAGGCACAGGAGAAGCCAAGGGAUGUAUCAUCUGUUGAACUAUUAAUGAAUAAUCAUCAAGGUAUCAAAGCUGAAAUUGAUGCUCGUAAUGACAGUUUCACCACCUGCAUCGAACUGGGGAAAUCCCUGCUUGCAAGAAAACACUACGCUUCUGAGGAGAUCAAGGAAAAGUUACUGCAAUUGACUGAAAAGAGAAAAGAAAUGAUUGACAAGUGGGAAGACCGGUGGGAGUGGUUAAGACUGAUUUUGGAGGUCCAUCAGUUCUCAAGGGAUGCCAGUGUGGCCGAGGCCUGGUUGCUGGGACAGGAGCCAUACCUAUCCAGUCGUGAAAUCGGCCAGAGCGUGGACGAGGUGGAGAAGCUCAUCAAGCGCCACGAGGCAUUUGAAAAGUCUGCAGCAACCUGGGAUGAGAGGUUCUCCGCCCUGGAAAGGCUGACAACAUUGGAGUUACUGGAAGUGCGCAGACAGCAAGAGGAAGAGGAAAGGAAGAGGCGGCCGCCUUCUCCUGAGCUGAGCACAAAGGUUUCAGAGGAGACUGAGUCCCAGCAGCAGUGGGAUACUUCAAAAGGAGAGCAAGUUUCCCAGAAUGGUUUGCCGACUGAACAGGGAUCUCCACGGGUUAGUUACCGCUCUCAAACCUACCAAAACUACAAAAACUUUAAUAGCAGACGGACAGCCAGUGACCAGCCAUGGUCUGGACUGUGAAGUUCACUACCAUUUGUCAAGAACCAUUCUUUCCAAAUCCUGUUGGUUUUAACUUUUUGGCUUUCACUUCACCCAAAGUGUUAUAUAAGUUUUACUUAAUUCGUAUCAUAGCCUUCCUUGGUUUCAUAUUUGUUUGCAUUUAAUUCAUGUUUAUUUGAGUCUCUUAACUGAUGGAUGCUCAUUGCCUUAAAGCAAAGUACUUAUCUUUUGUUUAUUUAUUGUGAGCUUUUUACUUUAUUAAGAUUUUACAGCGAAACCCUUACAUGAGUAAUUGAAAUUAAAUGAGAUUACAGCAUAAUGAAGAAGAAAACUAGAAUCUAACAGGUAUGACACAUCCAGUUAUACUAACAGGGCACAGUACUGCAGUGUAGGUACUGUGUUACUUACAGAUGCUAUUAACCUGCAGUAGUUAGUUACUAGUAACUAGGAAGACUAAUCUAUAAGAAAGGAGACGUCUCACUACUAAGAUUAAAACCUAGUCAGCCAUAUAACAUUCCAUUGAAGGAUGCAUUCAUUCACUUAAGAUGACAAAAAAGGGAAGUUGGAUCUACUUGGGAAGCUGUUUGAAUUUUAGGUGCAGAAUCUCAAACAUUUUAAGACCCUUGGGUCAUUAUUAUUUUUUACAAACUGGUGACUCUUUUUUCUGCCAAGUCCUAAAUUGAGCACUGCAAGCUUCCUCACAGCAGAUGUUGCAGCUGGCUUCAGGAGCAAAUCACCUGCUGACUACUGCUGUCACCUCUGCCCUGGUCAUUGUCAGCCCCACCGGGACUUGGCAUGGCUGGUGAUAGCAGUUUUCAGCCUGUUUUGGGAACCUGCCUACCAGACUUCUAGGCCUUUCCAUUUCAGUCAGUGACUCUGGGGUGUCAAAAUAUUUUGUGAUUUUUCACACACGUGGAACAAAAGCCAUUUUGGUUCAUCCUGAUUACUUGAACGAUGCACUCGAUGGACCGUGCCUAGGAGCACUUGCAUGCCUCCUGGCUUUAGAGGCCUCCUGAGGGUCUCUAUAGACAGAAACCAUGUUUGUUUCAGAUGGAUCUUUUGAUUCAUUCAUUUUAUGUAAACUUUAUGUGGAGUUCUGCAAAAGGAGUCUUGUAGGGUGGUGUAUCAGGCCACUAGCAAGGACUGAAAUAUUUAACAAAAAUCCUUUUCCUUAGAAAUUAGUGCUGAUGAAAGAGAUGAAUUCCUGGUACUGACCAAAACACAGAACAAGAUCCAUGGUACAUGCAAGCCUUAUGAGACAUUUCUUGCUCAUUUGCCAUAUUUAGAUGUGUCAGUGGCCUCAGAAACCUGUUUUGAUAUGUGUUCUCCAUGAGUUAAGUCUAAUUUGUCUUUUCAUUUCAUGAUGCAUGUCUUUUUUUUUUCUUUUGUCAGGAUAACAUCAUGUAGCAUCUUGUUUGUUUUUCCUGAUUUCUAUGUACAUAUCUAUCUACUUGUGAUGGUAGAUGGGUAUAUAGAUAGAUGCCAAGCUUCUUAUGUUCUGGGGGUGGUGUGCACCAUUAUUGCGUCUCUGCCUUAAAACACACCCAAAUUCAUUUUAGAGAAAGCUACUGCUUUGUCUUCAGUCAUUAGGGAGCCCUGGUGUGUUUCUGGCCCCAAAUUAUAUUAUGUGUGUCACUGACCUAUAUGUAUAUAUGUGAUGUUUCCAUAUAUAUAUAUAUGUGUGUGUGUGUGUGUUUAAAUUUUGUAUCAUCAGAAUGGAUACGUAAUUUUAAUGCUUUUUGUAUUCAGAAGACCAAAAAAAAGAAAGAAAGAAACACCACAUAAGCACAUGAGAAAGGAAUGCUGUGCUUUUAGCAUUUGCUUUCAUGCCUAUUUUUAAUCUAGAUAUUUAAACUGUAGCUUGCCAGAACCAAUUUUUAACCAACAAUUGAGUUGUAUUGGAAGAAGAAAAAGCCAUUUUGUUCUUUUGAGUAAUGAUGCAGAGACUCAAGUUAAUGAACUUGAAGAUAGUGUUGCUUCUUGCACUUUGAAAGCAAUCAGGUGUUUCCUGUGCUUCUAGUUGUGUUGCCUUUAUGUUCACCUCCUGAUUGAAGUAUCAGAUGUGCCAGCCACUAAAGCACUCUGGACUAAUUGCUAAAGAGAAGCAACGAGGGGAGGGGGGAUGUAUUCACAUGUACCCACUGUUUGAUCAUAGCUCUAUGAUUUGCUUUUGAUGUUUGUCUCUAGUGGUGUGUUGUCUGUUGGCAUGCUUAAAGCACAUGUCCAUUAAAAUUCAUUUUGUUCCUUUUAUUUUCCUUGUUUUCUUGGUUAGUGAUUCAUUUGCAUAAACAUUAAUUAUCUCUGCAUACUGGUUUGGGGUUUUCUCUUUCCUUCUAACUCUAAAGAAAAAAUUUUUGCUGCAGAAUUUCCCUCAGAAGAGACUUCCCUGACCUUUCACCUACCUUGAAGUCUGACUAAGUAUAAUAAAUUUUAGCCUUUAUCUCAUAAACAUCUCUCUAUCCAGGUCAUGACUUGUCACUAGCAGUUUUCAAGUUAAACCUGCAGCACUAAAUUUUUUUUUAACCUCGUUUCUGUACAUACUAACUCCAUGUCUCUCUGGACUCACACCUGGCUCAGGCCUUCCACACCAAACUCACACUUCCUCCUUACCAGAAGUUUCCCAAAGUCUCACACUAGAAGAGAUUUGUCAACUUUAAAAUCCACUCAUAUUCUUUUGACUCAGGGUUUUAUUUUUUUAUUAUUUUUUGUUGUUGUUAUUAUUUCCCCUUCUGGAACUCUCCCUUAAAAGUGAAAAGAGGGACUGGGUUCAGAGGCACAAGCCUGUAAUCCCUGCUACUUGGGAGGCCAAGGCAGGAAGAUCAUGAGUUCAAGAGCAUCCUGGGCAGCACAGUGAAACCCCAUCUCAAAAAAAAGUGAAAAGAGCUUAAAUAGCAUAUUGCUCAUGAGCAGGAUCUACAGGCCAUCACUUGGGAGGCCAAAAUAAUCACGCACAUACACCCCAGUAUCUUUCUACCCUAAUCACUUAUUUCCCAUUGCUUGAGAGUAGAGGAUUUCAGUCAAAAACAGUCUUAAAUUGCAUCCAGUCAUGCUAAACCCUGAUGUUAAUUGUAAUCGUUUGCAAAGGCAUAACAUAAAUUUGAUUCUCUAUCCUUUCCCAAGUUUUUACUAGCCCUUUUCCUAAAAAAAAAAAAAAAAAAUCAAUUUUGUUGACUCAAGCA
This is a messenger RNA of Ictidomys tridecemlineatus (thirteen-lined ground squirrel), 9730 nucleotides long. The record is from RefSeq and is a predicted model, not a curated record. NCBI's taxonomy places the organism in Eukaryota, Metazoa, Chordata, Mammalia, Rodentia, Sciuridae.